Oncorhynchus keta (chum salmon) is the source of this 1314-nucleotide messenger RNA. It is a transcript of the gene saxo4, whose product is annotated as protein phosphatase 1, regulatory subunit 32. Bases 144 to 1136 code for a protein of 330 amino acids. Gene Ontology annotation, molecular function: phosphatase binding. The record is from RefSeq and is a predicted model, not a curated record. Lineage: Eukaryota; Metazoa; Chordata; Actinopteri; Salmoniformes; Salmonidae. The transcript is spliced from 12 exons.
AAACCUAACACGGCGAGAGGAGGCCGCCGGUACGCAGAAACACCGCUUCGACAGACAGGCAGCUUUUUUCUCUCUCUGUCUAUCGUUGUUGCUAGUGGAGUUAAACUGUAGUAUUUAUUAUCCAUGAUCCUGGUCCCUCACAGAUGGUUAGUCAGGUAGACCUGGUCACCAGGCCCUCUCUAAGAGGAACGGGAAACCCAGGAGGCCGUCUGGCCAACACCUCCCUCAACCUCUACUGUACCUCCUACAGGGCUUCCUUUGGUAAAGAAGGCUUCAGUCCAUGUCUAGGUCAUCAUUACGGGACAGGGUACUCUGCCAACCUGAGACCUGCUGUUUACUACAGCCCUAGUCUGGACCACACUGAUAACCCACAGUUAGGGCGUUCUCUACUAGAUAGUUUCCAGUCUCAGACUAAGCGCCAUUUCCAGCCCCUGACCAGACCUGAUGGGUCAGAGACCCUGCCUUGCCCCAGUGGACAGGUCAGAGAGAGUGGAUAUCUACAGCUGAAGACACGGCCGACAGCAAAUGUAUCCAUCCAGACAGAGUAUAAGGAACACUUUGUUCCAUAUCGUCCCAGACCACCAGUUUCACAGAAGCACCAGUUAGUGGGAGCCCAAGGAGAGAGCGGUUUCACCGAAGGGACGGCCCUGCAACCCAACACCUUUCUGCCCCAGUACCACAUGGUCAAUCCUAGGAGGACUGAGAACUCUGUGAUGAGACAUGACUUCCUGCCUGUUUCCUUUCUUCAGGGCUCUGAGAUGCUCCCCAGGCUGGUCAGUAGAGUCCCCAGAGAAACAGGCUUCACCAGGGACACCUUGGACCCUCUGGCCUGUCUAGUCUCUGUGUUACCUGGAUCUGGGACUCAGAAGAUCAGCUCACCUGCUGACCAGAAGUUGAUUGGGAUGAAGUUUGGUUUCCAGGAGCUUUCAGGAUUCAUCCUCAACUCACCAAAUCUGAAAACCCUGUCCCACACGCCAUCUGACCCGUCACGCGUCCGCACUCACUACCAGUCCAAGUUCUGUGACGUUCCAGCGCUGGAGAAGCUAAGAGAAGGCUGGACAAGGGGAAGCAUCCACAAGCACAGGACCAAUGGAUACACUGGUAGAGACACAGACAGGUUUAACCUCAGACACUGACGGUCAAGGUACAGACAUCAGCUCGCCCAUUAAAUACCCAUAAUAUCAUUUCAACUGGCGAACAGAGAUGGUGUGUAACAUAUUCAUUGUAGAGAUGACAAUGACAUGGGUGCUGCUAUUUCCAUCCAAAUAAAAUGGUUGAUUUUUAUCCUUUUGGAUUCAAAGACACAGAACUGUU